Molecule: messenger RNA, 1116 nt
Organism: Phycomyces blakesleeanus NRRL 1555(-)
Lineage: Eukaryota; Fungi; Mucoromycota; Mucoromycetes; Mucorales; Phycomycetaceae
Exons: 3
Coding region: 1-1116 (371 amino acids)
Source: RefSeq, a predicted model, not a curated record
AUGACUUCUGCUGGACCAGUUUGUGCUUUAUGUAAACAAUUAGGUCACAGCAGAAGAUCAAAUUUAUCCUGCCCUUUGAACCCAAGAAACAAAACUCUCUUGAUCCCCCAAAAGAGAACCAGCGAUAAUCUCUCUACCCAAGAAGAAUAUCAGACAGAGAGUACUGGUGCUUCGAGACCAAGGGUAGAAACUGUUCAGAAUCCUAUGAUUCUUACCAUAGCAGAAAUCAUUGCUCUCUCCCAUGCUGACCAAUAUCCUGCAGAGAGUAGCCGAGAUCUAACUGCUGCUUUUGAGGCUUUGCAAGUUUCUGCUGUUGAGAGAGUCUUGGAUUUGACAACCACCACUGCCAUUGCCACUGCCACUGUUAUUCCCUGCUGUAAUGGAAUUGGCCACCUACGGAGUAACAGCUUGCAGUGUCCUAACAACAGAUGGCACCACACUUUUGUCUCUGGCCAGUUAGCUGUCACUCAUAACAUGGCCCGAUGUACUACCACCCCAUUACCUCCAACUGACAACAGAGGUGCCAUUGAUGUACAAUGCAAAUUCUGUGGAGCUCUAAUGUGGAUUCAUAAGAAAAACUACACGUCCAAGGCAAACAACAUCAUGUUCUCCAUGUGCUGCAGACUUGGGACUAUCAUUCUUCCUCCCUUUGAACCCACCCCUCCUGGAAUCGCAGAACUUUUGGUACAUAACACUCCUGCUAGAAAAGAUUUCUUCAAAAAGAUCAGACGGUACAACAGCACUAUGAGUUUCACUUUCAUGGGAGUCAACAUUGAUCAGUCUGUUGCCAGCAAUAUCAGUGGUGUAUACAACUUCCGGAUCCAUGAGACCAUCUGCUACAAGAUUGGGUCAGUCCUUCCAACGACCCAGGCCCAGAUGGAUCAGCCCAAGUUUGCCCAGGUUUAUAUAUUUGAUCCAGCAUCUCAGGUCAACCAUAGACAUCGCAAUGCCCUGGAAUUAGACAGGGUAAUCUUGGAAAAGAUUCAGGCCGUUCUCAUGGAGGUUAAUCCAUUUGUUUCCCUCUUCCAUUCUAUGCAUCAAGUCGCAUGGGAUAAUGAUGGAACAGCCAAUAUGACGUUUUGCCUGGCAGAGUCUGGCUCAGCAGACCAGCGAUAG